UGAAGCGACUUUACUGCAUUCAGAGAGAGACGACCUCUCUUUAUUAUAUGGCCAUUCAUAUUUAAUGCUCGUACUAUUAUUGUGCGCGACUUUUCAUUCGUUAAAAACCUAUUUUCAUUUCAAGUUGAGUAAAGAAGGCGCUUCUUUGAAACCUGUCUCGUGUUAAGUCUGAAAAGUUUCGUCCAAAUUGUUUUGGAACUCAAAUAAAGAUGUUUUUCACAAUUUAUGUAGAAUGCAAAAAAAUAUAUAUUUAAUAAUGGAAUGGUUUUACUUCAUUAUUAGUCUCAUUUAUUUCGUUGAUUAUGUAUUUGAUUGUUACUUAAAAACUGCUAAUUAUUUAUCAUGUGCUAUCAUUUUUAUGAUUUAAAGACAGUUUAAAUGAGUUUCAAAACAUAAUGUUUAAGUACCUUAAAACUCCAUAAACUAUACUAACGACUGAUGGCUCUAUGUUGCACCUCGGCAUAGUUUAUUCUUCGACAAACAAAAGACGGUAUGGAGUCGUUGUCCACCACACGAAGGAAAGUGUUUAGAAACUAAGGAUGACCUUAUACGAUUAACGUAAUCAAAUUCUCGAGAAGAUCUUACCAAAGGUAUGAAAUUGUUGAGUGAAGUUGAAGUGCUUGCGAAAUGACUCUCGGGAAAAAGAGAAUAGUCACACUUGCCACCAUCAGCAGAGCCUACAACAGUUUGCGAUCAGUUCGCAAACAUUACGGCGGCUUGCGCAAGAGCAUCGGCAGUUGGCACACCGCGCCGCCUGAGAUCGCGGACUUUCGCUAUCAGUGCACACCAGACCGCGACACACACAGCAUCUCAGCUCUAACUUCCGAUGCACUUGGUCUGUGAACUUGAAGACGUAGACCUAGACCAGUUUACUGUCUCCAAUAUCAAUUGGACUUACACCAAGUGAUUUUUUAGUGACUCAAAUUGUAUUAAUCUAGUGCGGUAAGGGUCAAACAGUUCUGUAGUGGUAAAAUAAAAUGUCCUGGUUAGUAAGCAAUAAGCUCUAGAAACAAAUGCAGGACAACGCAACAUUCCAAAGGACAAAUAUAAAGUACGCGUAGGAUAGGGCCAUUGCUCUUAAUAUGUAUUUGUACCUGUAAGGAUAAUCUCUAGGUUUAUAAACUAGUAAAACCCGAUGGCGUUAUAAUGUGAUGGUCUUGUCGUGAAUCCCAGUCCUGGGAGCAGUUCGCGAGGGACCAUGAAGUGCGCGAAGUUGCUAGUGUUGUUGUGGUGCGCGCAGUGCGUGCGGAGCCUGUUCGUGCGCACGCCGGUCGUGCAGGUGAGCCAGGGCGCGCUGCGGGGGCGGCGAGGGCUCUCCGGACAGAACCGGUACUAUGGGAUCCCGUAUGCCGUCAGCGAGAGGUUCCAACCACCAAAGCCACCGAGAAAAUGGAAUGGAAUAUUUGAAGCGGUGUCGCGGUUUGAUUCCUGUGCACAAGCAUUUGCCAUAUUUAAAUUAGGGUCAGAAAACUGCCUCGUACUCGACGUGUACACCCCAGGACAAGCAAUAAGAGGCCAGAAGCUACCUGUUCUAGUGUUCUUCCAUGGCGGGGCGUACUACUAUGGAAGUAAAUGGCACUAUGACCCUGAAUUUCUAGUCAAGAAGAACGUAAUAGUCGCCACAGUCAAUUAUAGAGUAGGUGCGCUGGGAUUCUUAUGCUUAAACAACGUCGCAAACCUCGGACUAAAAGACCAAGUAGCGGCCCUUAAAUGGAUAAAAAAGAACAUAGCGGCGUUCGGCGGAGACCCCGACAACGUGACGGUGUCGGGGCACAGCGCCGGCAGUACCGCCGCCGGGAUGCACCUGCUGUCCAGACAGAGCGCGGGGCUGUUCCACAAGGCCAUCCUCAUGAGCGGCGUGUUCCUCUCGCCCUGGGCCUUUAACUGCGACCCCCUGACGCCGGCGGUGGAGGACGCCGCCAAAAUAUCAACAGUGAGGAGCGACGUCGAUGUUUACAACACAUUCAUGAACACAUCAGUAAAUGAUAUCCUGACCGCAACACUCGGUACUUCCAUAGAUCCCAAAUAUUUUAAGUAUUCUCCCUGUAUGGACAGGAAUUUCACGGAUCCUUUCUUCCACGACACGCCAUACAAUGUUAUCACUUCGGGAGACUUCAAUAAGGUCCCGAUGAUCGUGGGUUUCACGGAUUUGGAAGGAUUCCUAUUCUACGCCCUCAAUAACCAAAGAACGUUAGAAUAUUUAGACAAUAAUUUCGCAGACAGCCUGCCGUCGGUAUUUUCGUGGUGUUCUAAGAAAGAUAAAAGAAUAAUAGCCGACAAAAUUCGUUCGCAUUACUUUGGAAAACAAAGGAUCAGUAGUAAGGCUACGAUCAAAGGAGCCGUUGACUUUUAUUCGGAUUGGAUAGCGUACGCCUCGGUGGACGCGUUCUCCAGGCUGAUGGCGAAGUAUUCCGGCCAGCCCGUGUACAACUACAUGUUCUCGUACGAGGGAGGACGGAACUACGCUAAGGCCGUGUUCAACCGCGGCAUCGAAAUGAAAGGAGUUUUACAUUCCGACGACAUUUUCUACUUGUUCAAACCGGGUGGCUUCACUCUCAGACUGAGUGACCCAGACAAGCUGCUCAUUGAGAGAUACACCACUAUGUUGACUAACUUUAUGAAGUUCGGGGACCCGACGCCGGUGCAGACGCCCUGGCUGCCGGUCCGCUGGGCGCCGACGACGGCGGCCCGCGCGCAGGUGCUGCACGUCGACCGGCGGCUCAGCGUGUCCGACAUGCCGGCCAGCCACCGCGGACAGUUCCUGCUGCAGCUGCUGUGCCGGCACGGCCUCAGCGGGUACGUGCCCUGCCAGAGCGAACAACAGUGCAACCGAGACUGAUGUUCUUAACUUAAUAAAUACGUUAAUACUUUUACUGGUUUUCGUUUUUGGACCAUGUGUUGAUUCCUUUGCUGAUGUAGUGUCGUUAGGGUUGUCGUUAUUCGCUAUGUCUGCUGGCGGGUGAAAUGUGAGUAAAAUAAGUUUAAUAGCAUCAUCUUUAGGUAAAGGUGGGUGAUAUCAUUGUAUUUACUUAAUUCCUACAAAUCAUUUCGCAAAACUUGAAAGGUAAGGUACCUUGCCUUACAUAAAUGUGAUUUGGCACAACAUCCGUCAAGAUAACAUCAUACAGAUGAAACGAUGCACGAACAGUUUUGUUGGUUGUAGUGACUGUGGCGCUACCGCAGUGCUUAAUAACGAUGUAAUCUAAGUUUUUGCUGAGUCAAACUUUCACUUGUCAUUUGCUACCGAUAGGCUUUGAUAGGGAGGUGCGAUAGUUCACCAGACCUGCAGUACUCUGGACACAUCCGUGUUUCUAUGGUCGUCAGUGCGUUGCCUCAUGGCAGGUAUGUCUAUUUACAAUGUACCGCGGGUUUGGUAGCGCGGGCGCGUGUCUCGCCUCCCUUGUCUCUCUCGCAACUUUAAUGAGUCGUUAGCGCAGUAUUACCAUGCAGGUAGACGGUACAACUUAACAAUUCAUUUAACCAAGGUUCCCAUAUUUUCCAAACUUACUAUUGGACGUACUGACAUGCAGCGCUUAUAGCUGCUACACGGUAACGACUUGUGCUUGAUGAGAGAAAUUAAUGUGGUACUAAGGAAAUGUUUAAGCUAAAACAAAUUGCAGUUUGAUAGUUCAUUUAUCGCGAGAACCGCCUUGAAAGUAACAUUGUUGAAACUGAGUCAAGUGCUAGGACUAUUAAACACAUGCUAUCGAAUUACUAAAUCUACAAGCAGAUAAUUAAUUUCGGUUUAGUCUUUUAGACAGUUAUACUCGAACCAAUAUAACCAUGAACAUUGAAUAUAAUUGAACUCAUUACAAUAAAAUGUUCGACUAAGAGAAAUAAAAGUCUAAAACACUAAAAUAUAUAGAUACGAUACAAACACAAUAUUUGAGGUACUUACAUGAUAAGUGCUCCCUGAAAUUUACAAUAACUGUCAUUUAUUAUUCGGUUACCGUGUACGAAACGUUACCUAGGUUAAUGUUACCUUCAAUGUAACAGACUUUAAAGUCAAUGGAAAUACAAUAAAAUCCUGUGUUCGCCAUAUUUGUAUACUAAUAGUUUAUUCUCGGUAGUCGGUGACCAUCUCGAGAAUGGCGAUUCAUGUAAGGCGGAGUUCAUGCACAUCGAGCUUGACUUGACUUUUUGAAAAUCUGAACUCGAAUUCUGUCUUUAGCUUCAUUCCACUAUUUUCAAUUAGGUAUUCAUACAUACGGCAUACAGAAAAAAAUGACAUUGAAUAUAGGGGCACUAAAAUAGUAAAAAAUAAACAAUUCAUGGAACUAGAAUCGAGUAGAGUUGUGCCCACACUGCGGAUGACAUUAGAAACCGGCUGAACAUGUGUAGUAAAACGGGUGUGUUGGGCGAAGUUCAUGCGUUUGCAGCAAUCGGGCAAGUCGUGUGGAGCAUUCCGGCGCGCGGCGUAAUGCACGCAUGCGGUCGAGCGACACAAUAACGUUGACCUCUCGCCGCAUUCACACUGUGGACGCACCUUUACUCGUACCACAUUACCAGAGUGCGGUGUCCACUUGCAUAUAGCGUUAUUGCUUCAUAAAUUCUAAAUUCAUCUGAAAUACGUUUGAAGAUUGCGGACAAAUACGAGUACGGAGCAUUGAUAUAAAAUAUUCCACUCCAUGCGUUUCCUGGAAUAUGUACGGCAAACAAUGGGCGAGGGUUGAUGUCAGACGAUGGGGCCCUCACACGAAAUGAAAUAAACUAUAAAUCUGCAAACACGCUCGAGGGGUGCCGCAAACAGUCCGCGGACGAUUUAUAAAUAUGCAGAUCAAAUAUUAAAAGGAGAGCCACAAGAUCAUCCCGGAGCGGUCACAGAGUGCGGCGCAGACGCGAUUCAACUGACCGGUCAAGAUUAGGAACAUCUAGGAAACAAUUCAAUGUGUAUAAAGAAAUAUAUUUAAAACUAGCUGUUGCCCGCGACUUC
Molecule: messenger RNA, 4933 nt
Organism: Trichoplusia ni (cabbage looper)
Lineage: Eukaryota; Metazoa; Arthropoda; Insecta; Lepidoptera; Noctuidae
Gene: cce-3
Product: esterase FE4-like
Exons: 3
Coding region: 1199-2839 (546 amino acids)
Source: RefSeq, a predicted model, not a curated record